Molecule: messenger RNA, 3872 nt
Organism: Dermatophagoides farinae (American house dust mite)
Lineage: Eukaryota; Metazoa; Arthropoda; Arachnida; Sarcoptiformes; Pyroglyphidae
Gene: sei
Product: potassium voltage-gated channel seizure
Biological process (GO): potassium ion transmembrane transport; regulation of membrane potential
Cellular component (GO): plasma membrane
Molecular function (GO): inward rectifier potassium channel activity
Source: RefSeq, a predicted model, not a curated record
GUCAUUUGUGAUCCACUUAUAAGUAGACACAUGAUAUGACAACGUUGUUGUUGUAGUAGUCGUCGGUUUCGUUGUAUAGUAUUUCAUCGCCAUUCAGUCAGUUGUUUACAAAUUUCAACUGACUGAAAUAAUUCACAAGAAAAUCCCGCCAGAAUCAAAUUCGAAAUCAAUCCAUUCAAUGUGCUCUUAAUUAUUGUGCCUAAAGAAGUGUUAAUAUAGUCGCAAUUUUCUUAAUGUAUGUCAUCAUCAAAAAUGUCAUUACAAAUCUCUUCAGUGGAGAAUGAAUAUAAAGAACGUUUAGCACAUCAUCAUCAUCAACAUAAUUAUCAUAUGAAUCGUCAACAACAACAAUCAUCAUCAUUGGAUAAUGCGAAUAUUGAUAUCAGUAUUAAAGUUUCACCAUCAUCACAGAUUAGUCCAACAUCAAGUUCGACAAAUAAUUCAAAUAAUACACCACGAAUAAUAAGACAACAAGCGGUCGAUCUGCCAUCAUCGAAUAACAAUUCGAGCAACAAUAAUUAUCAUCAACAACAAACACAGCCACAACAGCAUUCAACAAAUUCCUGCAGUAAUUCACAAAACAUAUGGCUAUCAACAACAACAAACAACAAUUCAUUCGAAUCAACAUCCACCACGCCAUCGUUGCAGAAAAAACUUCAACAACAAUGGGCUAAACAACAAUCAUCGAUAAAUUCAUCCAUUUAUUCGAAUGGUGAAGUACGUAGCUGUGCUACAGCACCACGUUCACGUCGUGAUUCACGCCGUAGUUCGGAUAAAGAAUAUUCCAAAGAAUAUCAUAAAGAAAGCCGUCAUCGAUUUAGUCUUAUACCGCAGGUAUUAUCAUUAGGAACGGAUCUACCGGAUUAUAAAUAUGAAUCACGAACAUUAUUAAGUGAAGAUGAAAAAAGUGAUGCAAUCAAACAUUUUAAAUAUAGACGUCUAACAGUAUUACAUUAUUCACCAUUCAAAGCAAUAUGGGAUUGGAUCAUUUUAAUUCUUGUUAUUUAUACGGCCAUUUUCACACCAUAUUCAGCCGCAUUUUUGCUCAAUGAAAACAUUGCCAAUUCACAUGAUAAUCAUCAUACAAUCGGUUCAGAUUCAUAUGGAUCCAAUUCAUUAAUGGUCAUCGAUCUAUUUGUCGAUGUUAUGUUUAUCAUCGAUAUUUUAAUCAAUUUUCGUACAACAUAUAUUAAUAAAAAAGAUGAGCUGGUUAUACAUCCAGGUAAAAUUGCUAUACAUUAUCUAAAAGGUUGGUUCAUUAUUGAUCUGGUUGCUGCCAUACCAUUCGAUCUUUUAUUAUUUGGCUCACAAACCGAUGAGACAACAACAUUGAUUGGAUUGCUCAAAACAGCACGAUUAUUACGUUUAGUUCGUGUGGCUAGGAAAAUUGAUCGCUAUUCUGAAUAUGGUGCAGCCGUAUUGAUAUUAUUGGUUGCCGGUUUUGCAUUGGUUGCACAUUGGUUAGCAUGUAUCUGGUAUGCAAUAGGAAAUGCUGAACGUCCAAUGUUACAACGUAAAAUUGGCUGGCUUGAUCAUUUAGCUAAUGCUACAUAUCAAUUUUACAAUCCAGAUGGUUCGGGUGGUCCUUCGAUCAAAUCACGUUACAUUACAUCAUUAUAUUUUACAUUUUCAUCAUUAACAUCCGUUGGUUUUGGUAAUGUUUCACCAACAACAAAUACGGAAAAAAUUUUCUGUAUACUAGUCAUGCUUUGUGGUUCACUAAUGUAUGCAUCCAUAUUCGGUAAUGUUUCGGCCAUCAUACAAAGACUUUAUUCGGGAACUGCACGUUAUCACACACAGCUAUUACGUGUGCGUGAAUUCAUUCGUUUUCAUCAGAUACCGAAUCCAUUACGUAAACGAUUGGAAGAAUAUUUCCAACAUGCAUGGACAUAUUCAAAUGGUAUCGAUAUGAAUAUGGUGUUGAAAGGAUUUCCCGAAUUUUUACAAGCCGACAUAUGUUUACAUUUGAAUCGUAAUCUUUUGCAAAAUUGUGCCGCAUUUAAAGAUGCUUCACAAGGUUGUUUACGAGCUUUUUCCAUGCGAUUCAAAACUACACAUGCUCCACCGGGCGAUACAUUAGUUCAUAAAGGCGAUGUUCUUGUUGCACUUUAUUUCAUUGCAAGAGGUACGAUUGAAAUUCUCAUCGACGAUGUUGUUGUUCAAACAUUAGGUAAAGAUGACAUUUUUGGUGAAAAUCCAUUACAAACGCCCACAAUGGGCAAAUCAAAAUGUGAUGUUCGUGCAUUGACAUACUGUGAUUUGCAUAAAAUAUCUCGUUCAGAUCUUUUACAAGUAUUAGAAAUGUAUCCCGAAUUUAUCGAGUCAUUUAAUCAAAAUUUAAAUAUAAAUUUUAAUUUAAGAGAUGAGAAUCAAUUGGGUGUGAAUAGUAUGUUGGAUCGUAAAGCAACGGUAACCGACUGUAAAGUUUUAAAUUGUUUUGAUUCAAUGCAAAAUUCCAAUGAUAUUGAUGAAGAUUUCUCAAGUAAAGUUGUUAUUGAUCCAAUUACCGGUGAUUAUGAUGAAACUGGUGAAUGUUUACGACAAUUCCAACGGAAAUUUACCGGUAUAACUGGUCCCGGGAUCGGCAUAUUGGAAUUUAGUCCAGAAAAAGCCGGUCUAGAUGUUACGCCAGCUAAUUAUAAUUUUCCAAAAGCUAAAUCCAAACAACAAGAAGGAAAUUCAUUGACAGGAAUGCUUGAUCAAUUAAAACAUAGUGUUACUGAUUUGACUUUUGGUAAUUUUGAAAGAACAUUAUCGAUUGCAAACAGUUGUAACCUACAAAAACCAUUCCAGAAAAACUACCUCAAAUCAGUUGUCAAUAUGACCGAGCUUAAUAAAAUAUCGGCCUUAAGUUUGGAUCAUCCGAAACCACCAAAUUGUCAUCCAGUUCCUGAUGGUUCAAUCAUGAAGAACGCUGCCACCACUGGCCAUUCCACUGAUGAUGCUUGUUUUCUACAUAAUAGCCACAGUUCACAACAAAAAACAGAUUUAAAAUUAGAAGAAUUAUUCAGCCGCAUGGAUAGAAUCGAAUAUCAAAUGGGACAAGGAUUGGAUAGAAUAUCAACUUUAUUGAUUGAAUUGAAUGAAUUGAUCAAGAAAAACGCUAUCGACAAACAACAAGAAGCAUAUAGAUUAAUGAAAAAUGAAAAAUCAAAUACCAAUCAAUCAGAACCGAUACCAUGUAUGUGUUGUUGUAAUGAGAAACAAAUUAUUCAAACGAAUAUCGAUAAAUCAUUUUUUUCCAAGGAAGAAGGAAAAGAAUUACUAUCAAUCACUAAUGAAAUGGAAUUAUUAGCCAAUAGUCAAAGUCUUUUAUAUAUGGAUCAAUUCGAUAAUGAAUCGGAUGGACCGGAAUUAUCAGCAUUGAAAAACAUUGAAAAUCCAACAACAAAACCGACAACACCGAUUUUUGAUCACGAUGAAAAUCGAACAACACCUACACUGACGCCAACGACAACGACAGCAACCACUACAAUAACAAUAAGAGAAAAAGCAUCAGUAGCUCAACCAGAAUUGAUUUCAUUCAAUGAAUCGAGUGAUGAAAAUUCAUUGAAUCUAAUUUCAAAUAUCGAAGAGACAAAUUGUCUAAUGUCAAAUAGUCAUUCGGAACCAAAACUAUGUCAUCAUACGACCAAUCGAACCGAUCAAAUGAUUUAUCAGCUAAAAUCAUCAACAAUACAUGGAAGCCUACCGCAAGUACGAUUUGUUACACCACCAUUAAAAUGUCAUCGAUUCGAUGAAAGUGCAUUAUAAAUAUAUUAUACAUAUGUUUGGGCUAAAGCCUCCAGUUUAAAGUAAUAAUGUUGAUGUUGACAUUUGAUUUGGUCACUUCGAGCUUCUAUGUUUAUAUUGAAAUAAAAAAAAACCAAGUU